Phymastichus coffea is the source of this 2606-nucleotide messenger RNA. RefSeq names its product chitin deacetylase 1 (gene serp). Gene Ontology annotation, molecular function: hydrolase activity, acting on carbon-nitrogen (but not peptide) bonds; protein binding; chitin binding. Gene Ontology annotation, cellular component: extracellular region. Gene Ontology annotation, biological process: carbohydrate metabolic process. The transcript has 5 exons. Bases 170 to 1777 code for a protein of 535 amino acids. The record is from RefSeq and is a predicted model, not a curated record. Lineage: Eukaryota; Metazoa; Arthropoda; Insecta; Hymenoptera; Eulophidae.
ACAAAGCCGCUCGAGCCUAACAAAAAAGGUCCGCAUUUUCCUGUUGUUCGGUCGUUUCUCGAAGGGAGUGUUAUUUUUUUCCAUCAGCUCGUCCUUCCUCUGACAAAUCGCGUACGAGUGAGGCGUGCAAAACAAAGAUCGCAACGCAAAAGCUACCCUAGCAGCGAGGAUGAAGUGCGAGCACGGCCUGCUGCUGCUCGCGCUGGCCAUCUGUGCCGCCGACGCAGUAACGCUGAACCGCUACAAGCGCCAGGAAGAGAAGAAGGAGGACAGUUUCGAGAAUGAGAUUUGUAAGGACAAGGAUGCGGGUGAAUGGUUCAGAUUAGUCGCAGGCGAAGGUGACAAUUGUCGCGACGUGAUCCAGUGCACAAGCUCGGGUCUUCAGGCAAUUCGUUGCCCAGCUGGUUUAUACUUCGACAUCGACAAGCAAACCUGCGACUGGAAAGAUUCCGUGAAGAACUGCAAAACUAAGAACAAGGAGCGUAAGGCCAAGCCACAAUUGUACACCGAGGAACCACUUUGCCAGGAAGGUUUGCUCGCUUGUGGUGAUGGUACUUGUCUUGAGAGGGGCCUCUUCUGUAACGGAGAGAAAAAUUGUGAUGACGGAUCUGAUGAAAACGUUUGUGACAUGGACACCGAUCCGAACAGAGCACCGCCUUGCGAUCCAGCCGUCUGUGUACUUCCCGACUGCUACUGUUCUGAAGACGGUACUUUAAUCCCUAGCGAUUUGCCACCAAAAGACGUGCCCCAAAUGAUCACCAUCACAUUCGAUGAUGCCAUUAACAAUAACAAUAUUGGCCUCUACAAAGAAAUCUUCAAUGGCAAACGCAAGAAUCCUAAUGGCUGCGAUAUGAAGGCGACAUUCUUCGUCUCGCACAAGUACACCAAUUACUCGGCCGUGCAGGAGAUGCACAGAAAGGGUCACGAGAUUGCUGUUCACUCCAUUUCACAUAACGACGACGAGAGCUUCUGGUCAAAAGCUUCGGUUGACGAAUGGGCCAAGGAAAUGGCUGGUAUGAGGAUCAUCGCUGAGAAAUACGCUAAUCUUACUGACAACAGUGUUGUUGGUGUUCGUGCUCCUUAUCUUCGCGUUGGUGGUAACAAUCAAUUUACCAUGAUGGAGGAGCAAGCUUUCCUUUAUGAUUCGACCAUCACUGCUGCCUUGAACAAUCCACCUCUAUGGCCUUACACCAUGUACUUCAGAAUGCCACAUCGUUGCCACGGCAACUUGCAGAAGUGUCCCACUAGGUCUCAUGCCGUUUGGGAAAUGGUGAUGAACGAGUUAGACCGUCGCGAAGAUCCCGAAAACGACGAAUACUUACCCGGUUGCGCUAUGGUUGACUCUUGUUCGAACAUUCUGACCGGUGACCAAUUCUAUAAUUUCCUAAAUCACAAUUUCAACCGGCACUACGAACAGAACCGUGCGCCAUUGGGUCUCUACUUCCACGCUGCCUGGUUGAAGAACAACCCCGAGUUCCUUGACGCUUUCCUUUAUUGGAUCGACGAAAUUCUGAAGGAACACAAUGACGUCUACUUUGUGACGAUGACUCAAGUCAUCCAGUGGAUCCAGAAUCCACGUACAAUCAGCGAGGCUAAGACUUUCGAGCCGUGGAGGGAGAAGUGUGUCGUCGAAGGACCACCUGCCUGCUGGGUACCUCACUCCUGUAAACUCACCUCUAAAGAGGUUCCCGGGGAGACGAUCAAUCUGCAAACUUGCGUGCGUUGCCCCAAUAACUACCCAUGGGUCAGUGACCCCACUGGCGAUGGUUUCUUCUAAAAGCGUUCAACUAAAUAAGGAAGCCCACUCAUUGCCUCUCAUCGUGACACGUGAAUGAAGAGAAGGAGGAGUUAUUCUUUUGUUCUUCUUCAAUCUGUCAGUCAAAACAAUGGUGUCGUCGAGAGACACGUUAGAUCUCGCCUGCGCGUGAAAAGAAAAAAAUCGACGUUUAUUUUUCUUAUUCACACGCGCGAUUUCUCAUGUAUUGACUAUUUCUCGCUUUUCAAGCAUUAUGAUCUUUUUUUGUGUUUAUUAUUAUUAUUAAACGUAUAGCGAUGUAAUUUAGAGAUUCGAUUAUAUAUAAUAUAUCUGAAAUUGGUCUCACGACCCCGUAUACACAAGAUCCAUUUCACCAACUAUAUAAAUCAAAUUAUUUAAAUGAGAGAGACAGACACGUUAUAUAUGUAAGAGGAAGAUGGAAGAAGGUGAAUAUAUAAAAUGGCGGACGACCCAUGCGUUGAGAGAGAGAGAGAGAGAGAGAGAGAGAGAGAGAGAGAGAAAGAAUGUCCGCGAGUGAAACACUGUUGUUGUAAUAUAUAUAUAGACGCGUAUUUACUUUCUCUUUGUACGAAUAUAUUUUUUAAUUAAUUAUUUUUCUUUUGUCUUUCAAAUUUCCUUACUACCUACUAUCUCUUUCUCUGCUUCCUGUAAAAUUUAUCUAUUUUCCCUACUUCGCCUGUUCGUUAUACCUAUACAAAUAUUUUUUAUAAUUUCUUUUUUUCUGGUAGCACAUGCCAGACAAUAUUGAAUGACCAAACUAUUUUCGAAUUUAUUAAUGUGUGUAUAUAAUAAGACGUCGACAAAAAAAUGCUGUUACCGAAAAUUAUAA